AUGACACUUUUACAAUUGAUUCUACUCUUACUCUUAAUCUUUCUUAUCCUUGCAAUUAUUAUCCCACUCUUACAAUCUUUAAUAUACACUAUCCAACAGUACCAGUUCCGCAGCAAACAACCAUCAACGGCCCCACUACUUGGUCAUGUUUACACUCGUCACUCAUUCCCUUUAGGUAUUCCAGCAUUUGCAAGACUAUUGUAUGCCAAUUAUACAUAUACCACACCUGAAGCCUUAAAAUCAAGUAUUUGUAAAGCACAAGGCCGUAAAACUCAUCGUCGCCAAAUUCUUGGAAGAUAUGUAUUUUUCACCAUUGACCCACAAAAUGUCAAAGCCAUGCUAGCAACCCAGUUUGAAGAUUUUGCAUUAGGACCUCGUUCAAAAGCAUUGGAACCGUUACUGGGAGCAGGAGUAUUUACAGUUGAUGGGACAGCGUGGCGACACGCACGUGGAAUGCUACGACCACAGUUUGCAAGAGAUCAAGUGUCACAGGUUGGAAUGAUGGGCAAGCAUGUUGAAUUAUUUUUGGGGCAGGUUGAACAUGCAACAAAAGAUGGAGGAGUUGUGGAUAUCCAGGAAUUAUUAUUUUUGUUGACACUUGAUACAGCAACAGAGUUUUUAUUUGGAGAUAGUGUGGGGGCAUUAGAGGGAAAGGGAAAGAAAGAUGCAAGAGAAACAAGAUCGUUUGGAGAAGCAUUUACUAAAGCCCAGAGAGUGCUUGCACAUAGAGUACGUGCUCAGGGGUUUUGUGAUGCAGUAACAGUUGCAUGGCCUGAAUUCUCUAGAUGGUGCUUAGAAUGUCGUACAUACACGGAAAGAUUUGUUUUACGGGCAUUGGAGAGGGCAAACCAGGAAGAUAUAACUGUGGAAGGGGAGAAUAAGAAGAAGGAGAAUAAAAAGAGAUAUGUUUUUUUAGAGGAAUUGGCUAAACAUACAAGGGACCCUGACGUGUUGCGGGAUGCGGCGUUGAAUGUGUUAUUAGCAGGUCGUGACACAACGGCUUCAUCUUUAGCAUGGGCAUUUUAUCAUUUGGCCAAAGAUAUUACGAUUCAAAGACGGUUGCGGAAGAUAUUACGGGGCCAGUUUUGUAAUUCAGAGACAGGAGAAAUUGAAGGGAUGACAUUUGAAGGACUUAAACGGUGUAAGUACUUGCAGUAUGUUAUCAAGGAGACUUUACGGUUACAUCCACCUGUACCUGUGAAUGUGAGGACGGCCACAUGUGACACUACAUUACCUCGAGGAGGAUAUUGCAAGAAGAUGGCGGGUGAUUGGCAAAGUGAUGAUGAGGAUGGGAGGGUAUUUGUUCCAAAGGGUAGUAGUGUUUUUUACAGUGCGGUUGCGAUGCAUACUGAUGAGAGUGUUUGGGAUUAUGGGGAAGAGUUUUUGCCUAGUCGGUGGGAGGGCAAUGAUAAUCAAGAUAAUGAUGAUGAUGAUGAUGAGCAUGAAGAUGAUAAUAAAGAAGAGAAGGAAAGAAAGAAGAAAAGAAAUUUUGAAAAGAGGGUAGAUCCAUGGCAGUAUAUUCCUUUUAAUGGAGGGCCUCGGGUAUGUUUAGGUCAACAGUUUGCAUUGACAGAACUUGGGUAUGUUAUUGCACGGGUAGUUUUGUAUUUUGAAGAGAUUAGGUUAGAUGAAAAGAAGAUGAUGGGAGGAAGAGAAGAAGAAGAAGGAAGAGGAUUUGAAAAAGGAUUUGAAAAAGGAAAAGUGAAAGCACUAAGUGAUGCACAAGUGACUUUGAGCGUUGCUGGAGGGGUUUGGAUACGGGUUAUGCGGAACUCGGGACAAAUCUAA
This is a messenger RNA of Magnusiomyces paraingens, 1788 nucleotides long. RefSeq lists its product as uncharacterized. The record is from RefSeq and is a predicted model, not a curated record. NCBI's taxonomy places the organism in Eukaryota, Fungi, Ascomycota, Dipodascomycetes, Dipodascales, Dipodascaceae. The transcript has a single exon. The coding region runs from base 1 to 1788 and encodes 595 amino acids. Gene Ontology annotation, molecular function: heme binding; iron ion binding; oxidoreductase activity, acting on paired donors, with incorporation or reduction of molecular oxygen, reduced flavin or flavoprotein as one donor, and incorporation of one atom of oxygen.